CUGUAGCCCCGUGCUAACUGGCUUGUGUUGCUGCCACUCUAUUUUAGCUUAGUGGCGCGCGGUGGUUCGGCUACUGGCGGGCGCGUGAGCAGUGGCGGCGGCGGCGGUGGCGGAAGUAGCCGGCGGGCCCGUUGCCCGCCGACACCAUGCUUCCAUUGUCCCUGCUGAAGACAGCUCAGAAUCAUCCCAUGUUGGUGGAGCUUAAAAAUGGGGAGACUUACAACGGACACCUGGUAAGCUGUGACAACUGGAUGAACAUCAACCUGCGUGAGGUGAUCUGCACAUCCAGGGAUGGGGACAAGUUCUGGCGGAUGCCUGAGUGCUACAUCCGUGGCAGCACCAUCAAGUACCUGCGCAUCCCUGACGAGAUUAUCGACAUGGUUAAGGAGGAGGUGGUGGCCAAGGGCCGCGGCCGUGGUGGCCUACAGCAGCAGAAGCAGCAGAAAGGCCGAGGCAUGGGGGGUGCCGGACGAGGUGUGUUUGGCGGCCGGGGCCGAGGCGGGAUCCCAGGCACAGGAAGAGGUCAGCCAGAAAAGAAGCCAGGUCGGCAGGCGGGCAAACAGUGAGCCUGCCCUGCAUCCUCCAGAGACUGAGCUGCCUGAGGCUGCAUUUCUGCUCCAGUCCAUGAGUUUGUUCAGAAUGGAAAGAGGCAGGCGUCGGAGGGACCCACCCUGCCGUACAUUUUGUGAUCCUCUUCUCAGUGUUUUUGAUUUUGUGAAGACACAGCCAACUUGAUUCUUGGAAGGUUCUUUGUGAUAAUGCCUCUUUGGAGCCUUCACCUGUGUGUUAAGGGGGAAAUUUUCCAAGCAGGUUUUUUUUUGCAUCUUGUGUUAUGUCCCUGUGUGGCAAACAGAUGGGCAGUUUUUAUUUUAAGCUGCUUGUGCUGAGAUUGACAACCCAUGGAGUUUCCUGAAACACGGACCUGAAAUUGUCCUUUCAAAACAAAUUUGGACAGAUGUAUGCCUCAGAAGUUGUUCAGGGGAUGUGGUUGGGCCCUGCCCCUUCACCUCCUCUCUCCCUCUUUGUAUUACAAAAAUAAAAACAAAUGCAGCUACAAACUUCAAA
Molecule: messenger RNA, 1065 nt
Organism: Pteropus alecto (black flying fox)
Lineage: Eukaryota; Metazoa; Chordata; Mammalia; Chiroptera; Pteropodidae
Gene: LSM4
Product: LSM4 homolog, U6 small nuclear RNA and mRNA degradation associated
Exons: 5
Coding region: 147-566 (139 amino acids)
Biological process (GO): spliceosomal snRNP assembly; nuclear-transcribed mRNA catabolic process; P-body assembly
Cellular component (GO): spliceosomal tri-snRNP complex; U6 snRNP; P-body
Molecular function (GO): U6 snRNA binding
Source: RefSeq, a predicted model, not a curated record